AACAAAAUCAACUUCUCUUCAUCCCCAUCAACACUUCUACAUCACAGUUCAAUAACUAUGACGAUUUUCACUAAACCGAAGCUUUUGUUUCUCUUCUUCUUGAUCCUUUCUCUUUUCCUUGCUUCUCAAUGUGAUGAUGAAAACCCUCGUGGCCAAGACCCGAGGCGCGAGCUCGAGAGUUGCUUAAGGCAAUGCCAGGUUGAGAAAGAAAGACAAGAGAGCCCUGAGCAGCAACUCCAGUGUCAGAGAAGCUGUGUUUUACGUUACGAACGUCAACAAAGGGAGAAAUCUCAAGAAGUGAUUGAGGACAUACUGGCUCAUCACCGUGACCCUGAAAGGAUUUACAGAGAGUGCCAGGAACGUUGUCAGAGGCAAGAACAUGGACAGCAGAGACAGUGCCAACAACGUUGUGAUCAGGAGUAUCAGAGAGAACAAGAACAACAACAUCGUGGCCACCAGACUGGAGAAGAUAAUCAAGGACGAGAAGGUCGUGAACCGGAGAGGAGAUUCAGAGAAUGCCACCAGAGAUGUCAAACACAAGAACAUGGUCAACAACAGAAACAAUGCCAACAACGUUGUGAGCAAGAGUACAGAAGAGAGCAAGAACAACAACGCCGCGGCCAAGGGGAGAUCAUAGAAGAAAAUCAAGGACGAGGCCAACGCGAACCUGAGAGGAGAUUUAGAGAGUGCCAGCAGAGGUGCCAAAGACAAGAACAAGGCCAACAACAGAGACAGUGCCAACAACGUUGCGAGGAAGAGUUCAGGAGAGAGCAAGAACAACAACGACGUGGCCAGGAGACUGGAGAAGAAAGGGAGAACCCACAAAGAGAAAGAGAAGAAGAGAACAAUCCCUACUUGUUUGAGUCUCAGAGGUUUAGGUCUCGAUUCAGAGCCACGCAUGGUGAUUUUCGAGUCCUUCAGAAAUUCACCGAAAGAUCUGAACUACUCCGAGGAAUAGAAAACUACCGAGUUGCAGUAAUUGAAUUUGAGCCUCUGUCUUUCAUGCUUCCUCAUCAUUGUGAUGCUGAAGCCAUAUUUGUUGUGGUUAGAGGAAGAGGAACCAUAAGUAUAGCAGAACAGGAUGAGAAGAACUCCUUCAACUUGGAGCAUGGAGAUGUAAUCAGAGUGAAUGCUGGUUCAACAAUCUACAUGGUCAACAGGGAUAACAAUGAAAGGUUCUUUGUUUACGUGCUAGCCCAGGCUAUCAAUACCCCUGGCCAAUUCCAGGAAUACUUCAGUGGUGGAGGUCAGAAUCCAGAAUCCUUCUACAGAGCUUUCAGCAGCGAUAUCCUGGAGACUGCUUUCAAUACCCCAAGGGACAGGUUACAGAGGCUAUUUGGGCAACAAAAACAGGGGAUAGUAAUCAAAGCAUCUGAAGAGCAAAUUAGAGCAAUAAGCGAACACGCUUCGCGCUCCACUAAGCAACAAACUAAGGGUCAGACAACAGGUCCUUUUAAUCUGUUGAAAGAACGCCCAUUAAUCAGUAGCAAAUUUGGAAAGUUCUUUGAAGCAUCUCCAGAGAGAUUUGAACAGUUGAGGGAUUUGGAUGCUGCUGUUGCUUUCAUGAAUAUUAACCAAGGUGGAAUGGUACUACCAUACUACAAUACAAGGUCAACAAGGUUGGCAAUGGUUGUAGAAGGAACUGGGCGUUUUGAAAUGGCAUGUCCUCAUCUUGGUACCCAGAGCCAGAGGCAAGGGUCCCGUGGAGGAAGAAGAGAACAAGAAUCAGAAGAAGAGGAAGGUGGAGAUGUCCAUUACCAGAAAGUCCGUGGUACUCUCUCAGUUGGUGAUGUUUUGGUAGUCCCUGCUGGCCAUCCUAUUACCAUUAUAGCCACUGGAAGUUCAAAUCUCAGGAUAGUUGGUUUUGGUGUCAAUGCUCAUAACAACAGAAAGAACUUCCUUGCAGGACAACAAAACAUAUGGAGAAAUGUGGACAGAGAGGCCAAGGAGCUUUCAUUCAACAUGCCAGGAAAGGAGGUAGAAGAAAUAUUACAGAGGCAAGAUCAAUCUUACUUUGUGGCAGGACCAGAACAGCGCGGCCAGCGGCAGAGGGAGAGGGGUGAAGAAGAAGGAAAGGGACAACAGUAUCUGUCUUCAAUUUUGGACUUCGUUUUCUAAGUUGUAUAGCUUUGCACGGGAACUAGUAAUGAUGCAGAUGUGAGAACUGAGAGCUUUGUGAGUAAAUAAAUUAAGGCUCUUAGAGUAGUACUGAUAUAACUACUACAAAUAAAUGUGGUAAGCUAUGGUUGUAAGCGUGUUUGGCUUCUUUAUCAUGUGCUAUGUAAGUUAUAUGUGAAAUAUCAAUAAAACUCCUCUUUUAACCCCAAAGAA
Messenger RNA from Nicotiana attenuata, 2331 nucleotides. RefSeq names its product vicilin-like. NCBI's taxonomy places the organism in Eukaryota, Viridiplantae, Streptophyta, Magnoliopsida, Solanales, Solanaceae. The transcript has 7 exons. Bases 58 to 2118 code for a protein of 686 amino acids. The record is from RefSeq and is a predicted model, not a curated record.